AUGCCCCUAGUCGGGAAGCACGUCUACCAAUGCUUCAAGAGCUGUACAUUCGUUCCCUAUUUCGACCCCGAUCCCCUGGAGCAGCUCAACGACCACUGCAUAUGUGAACCGCAUCAUCUACCAACUCAUCAACCGCCUACAUCGACGACUUCGAAGCGACCGCCGACGUCGUCUUCUUCUACGAAAAGACCACCGAGGGGGAGAUCGGGAGGAAGCAAACUCAGAGGAUCAAGGUUCCCGUCAAUCGCUAGUCUGUUCGACGAGGGAUUCAACGAGUGGUCUCCUCAAGACGACCACGGUGCCUCGAAGAAGCAGAAUGGUCGGACGACGAUCAGGGGAACGACGACCAGGAGGAAGUCAGAUCGUAAUGCUCCAAACCUUCAAGGAGAAUACACUUCAGAGAGCAACAGGCAGACUCAGAAGGACGGUCAGCCAUUUCGUUUCUAUGAUGAUACGAGCCGAUACAUGGCGGAAUAUCGGGCAAGGCAUACUCAGAGACUGGUUGGGUUUGAUGGAAGCAGUGACCUGGAAGAUCUUACGUUCGGAGAAAACCUUCCCGAUCCCUACAUCUUCAAAACGGCACCAUUUAAGCGAGCUUUCGAGGUCAUGCAGAGUGCAAUGUUGGCUGAACGAAAGCAGGUGUCGAACGGACGAAAGGGCCACGUGUGUCCUAAUCUAAGCCCAACCAACAACGAACGUCACCAAUGGCGUCCAUCUGAUGUCAAACACCUCCCUGGUCUGACCACGCAGCCUAUCUUCGCGACCAACGUCGACGCCGUGUGCGCUGGAAUGCAACAUGUCGGGCAAGACGUCUUCAAACCUAUACCACUGCCUAAGAAACGCCGCCCCGAUAAUAACUCAACGUCCAGUAGCAUACGAUCUCUCGCAUCGCGCCAAAACAAGGCGGAAGAAAAGGCGGCCGCCGGUGAAACUUGAAAUGGCGCUGGCGCAAAGUCGUCUGGCAAUGCGUGAUCGUCUUGACUUCAACGAAGAGCAAUCCAUCCCGUCUCGCAAAUCAUCAUCAUCGUCAAUGCGCAGCCCGGAUAAUCUUUCAAUCAAAACGACCACGCUAUCGACGAUCACGUCGUCAACGGCGAAGUCGAAGGCGGACUGGAUGGCGCUGCCGGUGGACCAAGGAGAAGCGACGCGAACAAUGUUGCUCUUUUUGCAAAAGGCGAGGGGAGAUGUGGACAGAUCGCGGGAGAAGAGGACGCGUAGAACGUUGCCGAACGGAAAGGGCAUUGCCGACGAGACGUCGACAACAGAGAAGCAAAGAUUCACAGCUAUGCUCUGCAGAGAGAGUGAGAAGAGGAGACUCAAAUCAACUGAAACGGUUUGCGAACCAUCUCCACCGGUUGCUGGGCAACUCAAAAGCGGACGGUUAAAGAUGAAGGUGUUUCGAGCCAGCGGGACAGGAGAUAUAAAGCUUGGGGAAGCUUUAAAAGCUGGGAGAUUGCAUGUCACUGUAGGACUAGGAACUUGAAACCCGCUCCAGG
Strongylocentrotus purpuratus (purple sea urchin) is the source of this 1496-nucleotide messenger RNA. RefSeq lists its product as uncharacterized. Bases 1 to 936 code for a protein of 311 amino acids. NCBI's taxonomy places the organism in Eukaryota, Metazoa, Echinodermata, Echinoidea, Camarodonta, Strongylocentrotidae. The record is from RefSeq and is a predicted model, not a curated record. The transcript is spliced from 5 exons.